ACUAGGGACAAACAGGUUAGGCAGCAGUGGACGAGGCUCGAUCACGACGUACCACCAAAACACGAAACCGAAAAAUCACCGUCAUACGGCCCCUGCAUAAACUAGCCUGGCCAAAUGGCGUGUUCCUUCUAUACCUAGUUAUAUAAGGCCCCUUCCUUCGCCUUGUACUUCCCUCGUUUGUCCUCGUAUCCUUCUUCCUCGUCAACCACAAAUAAUCCUCUCAAAAUGAAGUUCUCAACCCUCCUCGCCAUCAGCAGUGCUGCUCUCGUCGCUGCCGCUGACGAAGGCAACGGAAUCAUUCUCCCCACUUCGAUCGAUGCGAAUCAGUUUGUCUCGGAGGUCUACUCACCAUCCCCCGUCCCCUCCGAGGUAUCGCCAUUCAUCACGCCGCUGGCCACAACGUGGUACAAGGUCCAGAGCUCCUUUAUGCACGACCCCAGAUACCCUUCCCUCACUUCGGAUAUCGUUUCGGCAAUCACCCAUGCCCCCGAUGCCGAGGCUUCGCUGCAGGCUAUGUUGACUGGUGGGGAGUGGAACUGGAACCAGGUGAUGACUCAGUCGUGGUACGACAAUCAUGUGCCGAAGGACUCGAAGGAAUUUGUCUCGCAGUACCUCGAGGCCUGGGAUAAGGCCGCCGAGGAGGUGACAAAAAGCGGCGCUGCCCCUCGGGGCAUGGGCACGGGUAUGGCCGUGGCUGUGGCAGGUGUAGCUGCUUUUGUCAUCGCCGCUGUGUUGUAAUGUAGACAUCGUGACAUUUUACGCAAGACGCGUGGCGAAACGCAAUCUUUAAUAUUAAAUACCAAAACAUACCCUACA
Molecule: messenger RNA, 816 nt
Organism: Podospora bellae-mahoneyi
Lineage: Eukaryota; Fungi; Ascomycota; Sordariomycetes; Sordariales; Podosporaceae
Exons: 2
Coding region: 226-738 (170 amino acids)
Source: RefSeq, a predicted model, not a curated record